CUUAAACUUUGAGUUGAGGCAGAAGGAUGCUCACACCUUAAUGCAUUCUUCUUCAAUCUUCUUUACUACUUUGCCUUGAAUGUUGGGUUUGAGUUUAUCUCUUUCUUUCAUGCUCUGCUCCACCGCUUCAUCGCGUGGCACCGUUCUUCACGCGUUGUCUUCUUCUUCUUCCUUCGGAUCCUCCAAAACUGUGUGGUACUAUCGCUGCCUGGGCCUCGACCCUUGAAAAGCAGCGAGCUUUGGGGCCAUUUUUCAUCUGGGUGGGUACCAAAUUUGAAGGAAGAAGAACGUGUGGUACGAUGAAGAGUGGUUUUGAGAAGAUGGUGUUGCAGAAGAACAAGAAAAAGGGAAGGUACGAGGAUGAGACAAAGAGGAAGAGUACUAGGUUUCUGGUGACAAUUAACAUAAUGGGGAGUGCGGGGCCCAUAAGGUUUGUGGUGAACGAGAAAGAGGUUGUUUCUGGGGUGAUUGAAACUGCUCUCAAAUCCUAUGCUCGUGAAGGGAGGCUUCCUGUUCUGGGAUUUGAUGCCACCAAUUUCUUUCUUUACUGUGCAAAUGCUGGCUUUGAUGCCGUGAGUCCAUUGGAAGCGAUAGGAUCUUUUGGAGUGAGGAACUUUGUGCUGUGCAAAAAGCAGGUUUACUCAUCGAAAACAGUUCCACAAUCUGAGCUCGUAUCUCAAAAGAGCAGUGGUGGAUGGAAGGCAUGGUUAAAUAAAUCAUUAGGUUUAAAGAUCCUAAGCCAUUAAGAUAAUAAUAACGUUUACAUGUGAAAACGUUAUAAGUUUCGAUUAUGUACUGUGCUUUAGCUACAACGUAUAACGUUCAUGUUUUGUUGUACAAUCUAUUGGAAGCAACUUAAUAUUGAAUAAUGUAUGUUAUUAUUGGCUUCUUCA
Molecule: messenger RNA, 893 nt
Organism: Vigna radiata var. radiata (mung bean)
Lineage: Eukaryota; Viridiplantae; Streptophyta; Magnoliopsida; Fabales; Fabaceae
Exons: 2
Coding region: 300-746 (148 amino acids)
Source: RefSeq, a predicted model, not a curated record